Molecule: messenger RNA, 1209 nt
Organism: Eutrema salsugineum
Lineage: Eukaryota; Viridiplantae; Streptophyta; Magnoliopsida; Brassicales; Brassicaceae
Product: aspartic proteinase CDR1
Exons: 1
Coding region: 4-1209 (401 amino acids)
Biological process (GO): proteolysis
Cellular component (GO): extracellular region
Molecular function (GO): aspartic-type endopeptidase activity
Source: RefSeq, a predicted model, not a curated record
ACCAUGUCUCUUGUAGCCACAAUGACCAUGGCUCUCUUUAUUCAACUCAUUACAUCUCUUCUCUUAAUCACCACCACUGCCACAUCAUCACCUCGUGGCUUCACCAUCGACUUGAUCCAACGUCGCUCUAAGUCCUUUUCUUCUCGACACUCUAACACUAACGAGCUCGAUGGAGGAUCUCCUUACGCUGAUACAGUCUUUGACACCAACGCGUAUCUUAUCAAACUACAAAUGGGAACUCCUCCUGUGGAGAUCGAAGCUGUCUUAGAAACGGGAAGUGAACUCAUAUGGACACAAUGUAUGCCUUGUCUUAACUGCUACAACCAACAAGGUCCCAUAUUUGACCCUUCCAAAUCCUCAACAUACAAAGAGAAAAGAUGCGGGAAACACGGACACGCUUGUCCUUACGAGAUGAACUAUGGAGGCGGAGGCUAUUCCCAAGGAAACUACGCGAAAGAGACGGUCACGUUGCUUUCCACUUCAGGCCAACCCUUUGUGAUGAAUGAAACCACCAUUGGAUGUGCUCAUAACAGCUCAGGGUUUCACACAACCGCUUCGGGGAUUGUUGGUCUAGACUGGGGACCUUCAUCGCUCAUCUCUCAGAUGGGUGAAAACUUUCUAGGUCUUUUCUCUUAUUGCUUUUCCGGUAAAGGAACUAGCAAGAUCAACUUUGGAGGUAAUGCUAUUGUGGCAGGAGAUGGAACUGUAGCAACCAAUAUGUUUAGUAACAAGGAGCAACCUCAAUACUAUUACCUAAACCUAGACGCAAUCAGCGUUGGAGAGAACAGAGUUGAGACGUUGGGGACAAGUUUUCACUCCUUGGAAGGGAACAUAGUCAUUGACUCUGGAACCACGUACACGUACUUGCCAAAUACCUACUGCAACCUAGUGAAGGAUUCUGUUGAUAAAGCCCUCUUGAACGUGGAACGAGCACCUUUCUCGGGUGGGAUGCUUUGCUACAAGACCGACGACAUUGAAGUUUUUCCGGUGAUGACGAUGCAUUUCUCCGGAGGUGCUGAUCUUAAGAUGGAUAAGUACAACAUGUUUAUGGGUAAUGGAGGUGUUUAUUGUCUGGCGAUUGUGUGUAAUGAUCCGACACAACAAGCAAUAUUUGGGAACAGAGCACAGAACAAUUGGUUGGUUGGUUAUGAUACUUCUUCACAGCUUGUUUCUUUCAAGUCCACCGAUUGUUCUGCUUUGUGGAGCUAA